AUGCUCUUCAAGGUGCAUGCGAACUCGAUCGAGUCGAACAACAGAAGACUUGGUCGAGCUAGAUUUCACCACCAGCAGAAAGAGAGGUCAGAGAACUCAGAGGGUACAAGAGAACCUGAGGUGCUUGUUACUGAAACCAUGGAUGUACCAGAGGGGAAUGGAAACCCUUUGGGUAAUGGACUCGGUCGAGCUAGGCAACCUCGACCGAUUGGUCUAGGAGAUGCUCCAAACCGCCAUCAACAAAGACAAGGGAUUGUCCCACCACCUGUGCAGAACCACAACUUUGAGAUCAAGCUGGAUGCCAUCAAGCUGAGACUCUUUCCUAUGUCUCUUGCUGACAAGGCUCACCAAUGGGAGAAGAGCCUGCCCCAUGGCACAAUCACCACUUGGGAUGAAUGCAAGAAGGCCUUUCUUGCUAAGUUUUUCUCCACCGGUCGCACAGCCAAGCUUAGGAGUGAGAUAUCCAGCUUCAUUCAGAGGAACAAUGAGACUUUUGCUGAGGCUUGGGAAAGAUUCAAGGGCUACACAAGUCAGUGCCCCCAUAUGGCUUCAACAAUGAGUCAUUGUCUCUACUCUCUAUAG
Molecule: messenger RNA, 582 nt
Organism: Microthlaspi erraticum
Lineage: Eukaryota; Viridiplantae; Streptophyta; Magnoliopsida; Brassicales; Brassicaceae
Source: the annotation of a GenBank genome assembly